Molecule: messenger RNA, 3167 nt
Organism: Betta splendens (Siamese fighting fish)
Lineage: Eukaryota; Metazoa; Chordata; Actinopteri; Anabantiformes; Osphronemidae
Gene: tmigd1
Product: transmembrane and immunoglobulin domain containing 1
Exons: 7
Coding region: 1515-2462 (315 amino acids)
Biological process (GO): detection of stimulus; susceptibility to natural killer cell mediated cytotoxicity; cell recognition
Cellular component (GO): neuron projection; synapse; plasma membrane
Molecular function (GO): signaling receptor binding
Source: RefSeq, a predicted model, not a curated record
CCACGCGCCGUCCGAGGCCAUCGGCCGGUCACGUGACCGUGCGGGUCCCCGAGCAGCCAAUGGCGGCGAGGAUGCUGAAGAGCCACAACAAUGAGCUCCCGUAAUCAGCGGCCGAGGCUGGAGACACAGGAGUUAGGUUGAUAUGAACAAGUGGACAGGAUGGAACCGCUGAUUUCUGUUUGUCCGGAGUUUAUUGUUCUACAUACACUGAGCACAGUGUUGCACAGUUCACAGUUUCCGCCGCUUACUAAGUGCUUUCCAUUAACAUUUCAAUCAGCUGGAGUUGACAGAAAACCACAGCUUGACUGCUAAGUGCUGUAGAAUUAUUCAGCAUAAUAUUACAUAUUUCCAACUGUUUCUGCAUCUUGCCGUUUUUUUUGUUUUUUUUUUGUGUGCUGUGCUAAUUGAAUUUUCCCAGUACGGGAUUCAUCUUAUCUCUCGCAGGAAACCACGACUGUGGACGGUCUGACAACAAGGUCCAUGUUAACUUAUUACCGCAUACCUGUAUGUUAACGUGACAGCUGACGACUAAAUAAAACACUGUUGUUAAUGGAUAGUUUUACAAUGAACACAAGAACAUACAGCACUUGUCAGCAGCCUUCCCAGAGAAGAAUGUGGUCUACUGCUGUUGCCUUCUAAUCCUGGUUUCUUUAAAUAGUGCUCUCGCGGUGCCAGAGCCCUCAACCAAACCACUGCCUCUCCAGAUCACCCGUUACAAUGAAAGUGGGUCAGUGAUUCCACACCGCUUCCACCCCCACCCCCCGAGAAGUCCAGACUUAGUCCAGAGAUGAGUAUCGUGUUUUAUUUUGGGUUGUCUGCAGGCGUCCAUGCAUGUAUAGAUCAUGCAGGGAGAAACAUAAGGCACGAGAGUCAAGUGUCAGGUUUAACAUUGACUUUGUAGAGUUUAGUGCCCUACAGUUCCCAAUGCUGAUCAACUCACUCAUAUAUAAUAUUAUUUUAUUUUAUUAUUUUAUGCUGACGAGAGUGGUAUGAACAGAACCUGCUCAUGGUGUUCUUUCUCAGAGGCAUCUCAGCAGAUAGUGUUGACGACUCGGUCCAACUGUGAACUUCAUUUGAAGCUCUGGUCAGCUUUAUAUCAAAGCGGACCGCGACUUCCACACCAGACGGAGAAGAUGAACAACACAAGCCUGAGGGCGUUGGAUUUUUUGCAACAGCAUUGCAUUUCUGCCGUCACGCUAUGUCGGCACCGGCUUCCUGCCCAAAGCACCCACAACCUCCCUGUCAGGAUGUAGGGGACUUCCCAGCCGUGCGAUCCUAACACAGCUCCUGCAACCAUGAUAGGUUCCAAUGUCACUUUACUGUUCUUAUUUACAACAAACCUGAUGAUGAAACAUGUUUGUUUCACACACAGGUGAUUUAAAAUAGACCGAUGCCGUUGGACGUCUCCCAAACCAGCCCUUCCUGCCUCCUCCCCGGCCCCACCCACUGCUGGUUACCCGGCAACCGCUCCAUCCUUAUUUCCAGUGCCGACCGCGCCUCUGUGCACCAACCUCAUGCCAGCGCAGAGUGUCGGGCGCCAUCCCCAGAUGGCAGUGGGGGCACGGGUGCGUCUGGUCCAGCAGGUCCUGGUUCCUCUGGCCCCAGCUGGGCCCCUCGCUGCCCCACAGAGGGUGACUGGUGGAGUGGAAGGACCAAGCCACGCCGAAGUGAGGCCGAGGGUCUGUCUGGUUUAUCAAAGAGAGAAGAUGAAGUUCAUGCUCAGCCUCCCUCUUUUCUCUUUGCUCUUCCUCUGUGCAGCCCAGACGUUAGGUGUCAAGAUCCAAUCCAGCCAACCGGUGAACAGUGCGGGUGUCAUACACACAGAGCUGGAGCAGACUGUGUCCCUGCUAUGCAUGUCCGACAGCCACUCAGGGGCUCCGGAUGAUGAACUGGUCUGGCUGAGGAAUGACGAGUUGGUCCAACUAAAGGAGGAAAAUAAGAAGGGCAAAAGCAGCGUGUGCGUUACACCGGUGCUCCUCGACGAUAAUGGGGCCACUUUCACCUGUCGCCUGAGCACAAACGCCACAGAUACGACCUCGGUCACCCUGAAAGUCACAUACGGCCCACAGCUCUCUGGGUCAGAGGAGGUUACGGCCGAGGAGGAGUCCACGCUGGUCCUGAAGUGCAACAUCUUCGCCAAUCCACCAGUCUCGUCCGUUUCAUGGACCCUGAACGGAAGUUUGGUGGAUCUACAAGCAGGCGGCCUCACGGUGGUCAACGACGGCCGCACGAGCCAGCUGACCGCCAGGAGCCUGAGGAAAGGCCUGCACGAGGGCACGUACCUGUGCACGGCCCAGUCGCCCAUGUAUGGAAAUUACAGCAGGAGCUUCACUGUGACAGUACAGGAAAAGACCGUGAAGUUUCCCCUGAUUCCCCUGAUCGCAGGACUGGUGGUGGUUUUCCUCACUUCGCUUCUUGCUGUGGUUUCACGCUGGAAGAAAAUCAUUAAGUGCUGUAAAUAAGCUAUACCUGAAAACCCUGGUCUUCUUUACUUCAGUGACUGACAGAAGCCAUGGAGACAACUCUUUUGUGUGAAGUAUAUUAUAUCUGACCUUUUUAUUAUAAAUCUGGUAUUCAAAUUGGACAGUUGUGUAAAUGCCAGUAUUUGGUGUCUGGUGGCCUUUUAGAAGUUUAGUACCACUCUUAUAUUCUAGGUAUAGACUGGAUUGUCUAGUCACCACUUUGCUUCUAUUUUCAAACGGAAUAAACAAUCAAACACCUAUUUAAACAGUGUAGGAGGAUUUGUGGAGAUUCUGACACACGAUCAUUUUAAAAUGUUACUUUUCACCUAUUGGUUUUGAGACUUCAUUGGUUGUUUGCUUUUUAAAGCCUUUAAAUAGAUUCAACUGCACUUUUAGUUUUGUAGUUAGAAAUACUAUUGAGGAAAAAGGGUUGGUAUUGUAGUGUUAACGUUUAAUUUGAAUAUUUUAUUUAUUUGAACAUAUCUUAUUAUGUAUUAUUUAAUUGGCAAAUUGGACAAUGAUUAUUUUUUUUGCUGCUAAUACAUACAGACCACAGAUAUAUGCUGAGUGGCGUCUCUAUAAUAACAAAAAAUUAAUAACACACAUGAUGAAUGAAUGAUGAUGAAUGAAUUGAUGUUUGGUUUCAGAAACAUGUUUUUAAUGAGCUAUAACUGAAGUGUGUCUAAUAAAUGUUUAUGAAAAGAC